This is a messenger RNA of Peronospora matthiolae, 2634 nucleotides long. NCBI's taxonomy places the organism in Eukaryota, Oomycota, Peronosporomycetes, Peronosporales, Peronosporaceae. The record is from the annotation of a GenBank genome assembly.
AUGGGCGCUGGCGAUCGCCUCGCAAGGCCUCGGUUCCUCCACGAAACAUCCCGUAAACGAGCUCCCGACGCCGCUCGACCAGCUGCUGCUUCGUCUCCACCCUCGACAUCUCCACCAUUAACCUCACUAAGUACGACGCACACGGAACCGUCAAUGGUCGAGGAGCUCCAGCGCCGCAAAGCCGCUUUUCUCGCGCAUUUCAAGAGCCACAGCACGCCGCUCUCGACGGCAGACGAUACAGGAGCAGCUCCCGACUACCCGCAGUGCCAGUCGUUUGACGCUGCAUUGAUGCCGUCAGGAGGCGCCGAGUCCAAGUGUCACGUGUGCAAUGUUCCGCUCCGUCUCUUGCGUGUCCGCCACCAUUGUCGAAAUUGUGGACUGGAUGUGUGUGGCGUACACAGCAAAAACCAAGUCCCGCUGCCUCAUUUAGGCAUUAUGAAGGAAGUCCGGGUCUGUGACUUGUGCACGAGGUACUUGGUGCAACGUCGAGCAGGUUAUCGGAGUCCAAAGACCUCAAGAUCGAGACAGAAUUCUAAUCCCAAUAGUGUCGAGCGAGAGAGCGAUCUAGAGCUGCUCGUGUCGUCGCCAAUGGAGAAAAGUGCAGCGGCAGUUGCACCCUCGACGCCGCCUCGAAGCUAUCUCCCGUUAGUAGGUGGAGCAUCUGUGACAUGUGGGACACCCGAUGCUGGCACUCGAGGAAGUUUCAGCUGCAAGUCUUUAGGAGCAGCUUCUGCGAGCACGAACGUUGGUGCGAUGCCCGGUAUUUUGUUCAGCUGCAUGUUGGAGGAACAGGAUAAUACGAUGGAUGAAAUCCUGUACUUGGGCACGUUUACAAUGGGCGGACGGUCCCUUGCAAGUCGUCGCAUGAGCGCGAAUGUCGCGCUGUGGAAGUUCCGAGUGUUUAUGCUGACGACAGCUGAGAUGUUGUGUUUCAAAGCCACUGCGUCGAUCACGGACGACGACAGUGUCCAUGCGUCGGCUAUGGCGCUCGGUGAAGUACGAUCGUCGGUGCAUUUGUCGGAUAUCCUCCACAUUGAAGUAAACGACCAGUUUCCGCGCAUUUUGACGGUGAUUCGCUCCGAUGGCAGAGUCUUUCGCGUGCGAGCGCGGACGCCGGAGCAGUGCACGGAGAUUGCGGUCACAUUGCGCAAGGCUAUGCAGCUGUUUCAGGAUGCACUGUACAAGCUGCAGCGUGGUCCGCAGCCUGAGGACAAUUCGAUCAGUUGUGUUACUGUCCAGCACGAGUCAUCGCUUCCCGAGUUUGUAGUAGCUAGCAACCCGGCCGUCGGCGAAGCGUUUCAAGUGGACAUGUAUCCCUCAAGUAUUCUCCGCUUUUACGUAAACGGCCCUUCGGCUAACGGUACAGCGCUUUAUUCGCGCGAGAUGCUCACCCAUGGAGACAAGGGUAGUUCGCCUGUUGUGGUAGAGGCCGAGCCAUUGGGAAACGGCCCGCGCGAUGAUCACGUGCUUCAUGUUGCAGUGAAAUCUGAGAAGGCUUUGAACUACUUGGAAGGAGAAACUAAUCGACGCUUCUGGGGGCUUACUUCAUUUCUUGCGGCAGUUGCAGCAGUCAUGAACUCGAUGGACACAAGGUCUUUUGAGCUUUUAGCGGGACUAUCGGCGCUUGUAUUGCUCAUUACUCGCUUCCACGAGCGCAUCAGUUUGUUGCUAACGACUAAACGAUUCUCGAGGGCAAAGCAAUUGCGUAUAGAAUGUGUCGAAAUUACGAUGGGGAAGAGCGAUGGGUCAUCGAUGGGUGACGAUGACGAACAAGCCGAAGAGCUCGACAGUCGUUUUCUUGCUGGAUGUGAAGGUGACGUAGAGGAAGCAAAGGAACGGUACGCUGCGACAAUGAAGUGGCGAAAGGAAAAGGAUGUGGACACGAUUUUGCUGCGUCCGUCGCACGUGUUCACGGACAUGAAGGAGUGCUUCACACACUUCAUACACAAAAAGGAUCGACAGGGCCAUCCAAUUACUUUCGAGUUCCUUGGCGGUCAACGGAAGGCGAUGCACGAUUUUAUCGGUCGCGGUAUUUCGGAAGAUGAAGCAAUCAUGCACCAUGUCCGUUUAAUGGAGUUUAUGUGGAAAGUGGUAGACCCGCGGCCAUUCCCGGAGGGCAAUAUGCUCAAGGUGUAUGACAUCAAGGGCAUUUCGAUGGCAGAUCUAUCGACGGACGUAGUGAACUACACAAAAAAGUGGGGCGAAAUCAUUGCCACGUACAACCCGGAGCGAGUCUACCAGGUGUUUCUCGUCAACCCACCGUCUUGGUUCAACCUCAUUUGGAAACUCGUGUCUCCACUCGUUAAUCCGAAAACACGUGAGCGUAUUCACGUGCUCCGUGGCCAGAAAGACAUUACCAAAGCGCUGCUGGAAUUUGUUGCGCCGGAGAAUUUGCCAAAGGAAUACGGUGGUGAAUGUCAGUGCGAAGGCGGAUGUUUCACGCACUCGCCGGAAGAGAAUGAUAUUCGCGAGUGGACCGAGUUUGUCAAUGCCAACUAUCAUGGAGACCCUUGCGAUCCAGUCCUUGUCGAUGCAUACGACAAACUUCGUGACAAGUAUCAGAAACAGUUGCCACCUUCAUCAUCUCCUAGCACGACUGAUUCUCUGCCAGUGUCUGAUGGGGCAACGCAUUAG